Molecule: messenger RNA, 1511 nt
Organism: Asterias rubens (European starfish)
Lineage: Eukaryota; Metazoa; Echinodermata; Asteroidea; Forcipulatida; Asteriidae
Product: complement C1q tumor necrosis factor-related protein 2-like
Exons: 2
Coding region: 71-838 (255 amino acids)
Molecular function (GO): protein binding
Source: RefSeq, a predicted model, not a curated record
CAAUACGGCACUUUUUAUUUCAACCCAAACGUUAUCUGUUUAGAGGAAUGAGCGAGCUACCGUUUUCAGGAUGGAUGUAAGAUUUUUACCGACUCUAAGUUUGGUUUUGAUGUGUGCGGAUGCUAUUCUUGCUAACUCACCCAUGGGCACGCAAGUAGACAAUGCUCCGUGUAACUCCUGCUGUACUGGACCACCAGGCAUGCCAGGGGUGCAUGGUGUUCCGGGGAAUAACGGUUUACCUGGACCUACUGGACCGAGAGGAGAUAUGGGGUAUCCCGGAGCUGCCGGAGUUAUGGGAACGGACGGAGCGAAAGGGGAGCGAGGCUCCCCAGGAUCCACUGGACAGAAAGGGGAACAAGGAAUCGGCCAGCCAGGUAAACGAGGACCUCCGGGCCUCUCCGGCUCACCCGAAAUGAACGGACAAGUCUCCACUGGAGAUGGACCCAACCGGAGGGUAGCCUUUACUGCCGUAAGGAAAACACCCAUUAACCUAAACAACGAUCCAAUUCCAUUUGAGGAAAUAAUUUAUUCCGAGAAGGGAACACCCUUCAAUUUGCUGAACGGUACAUUUACAUGUGACCUGGACGGCAUUUAUUUCUUCACGUUCUCGGUUACAAAGACGCCGACGAGUUCAAGUUUGUUUGUUCACCUUCUAAAGAAUACUCAAGUGAUCGUCGUUGGGGUUGUAUUUGAUAAAGGGUCACACCCGGUUAGUGGUAGUGCAGUUCUCUCGCUAAAUCUAAAUGACGAGGUUUUCAUGUCUGCAAGAGGAGCCGUGGACAGCUUGACUCCAAAUCACUACACAUCAUUCUCAGGUUUCUUAUUAUACGACAAGUAAAAGUGUGGAAUGUAAACAAGUCAAGUAAACUUUUUGGUGAUUUAAAAUAAAACAAAACAACAAUGCAUGCAUGCUCCGAUAAAAACUAUAAAUCAGGAAUAUUUAGAGGGCGGGGAGUGGGGGGGGGGGUACGCCCCCUGCACAUUGUAUUGCCACUUAUUCGUUACAGCUGAUGUAAAGAAUUGAUCUCGAUUACAAUAACAUUUUCUUUACACAUUUUUUAAAGACACAGGACACUAUUGCUAACUUUCAAAGACAGAGUUGUGUGCUUUCAGUUGCUUGAUAUCGGGACAUCAAAAUCUAAAUCUGCGGUCUCGAUAAUUAUCUAAUUCGUGAAAAAAUUACUUCUUUCUCGAAAACUACGUUACGUUUAUGUUACCAAUAGCUCUCCAUUGCUCGUUACCGAGUAAUUUUUUUUUUUUACUAAUACUUUAUAAGCCUCCGAGCAGCCAACAAAAUUUGACAUACUGUACUAACUGGGCAUGAUCGGAAGGCAGAAUUGUGUAUCGGGGGCACAAUUCUUGUUCUAAUGAUCUGAACAUAUGAAUAUUAUGUGCUUCCUGGACCCACAUACCGUAAAGAUUUUUAAAUCUUAAAUCUGUUUUCAACUAGUGGUUUAAACCCGCCGAGGCCUGGUUCUUUAUAAUUUACCUCGACUUCGUCUCGGUAAAAU